Peronospora farinosa is the source of this 1335-nucleotide messenger RNA. NCBI's taxonomy places the organism in Eukaryota, Oomycota, Peronosporomycetes, Peronosporales, Peronosporaceae. The record is from the annotation of a GenBank genome assembly.
AUGGGCAAUUCCGAGUCUCGUGAUAUUUCCUUUUCUGGGUCCGAUAUUUCAUCUUUUACGAGACGCUCAAUGCCAUCACAGUCAAAUGUAGAUCCUUUUGAUGUCGAUAUGAUAUCUAUACGUAACAAAACACGUUCUGCGUCCACCGUAAUUGAACGAAAAGUCGUAGCUACGAAAAAUCGAUGUUACGUCCCACGGCCACGACCUUCUCGACGAUAUUCCAGUAUUUCCAGCUCUAGUAGUGAUGAAGAAAUGCAGAGAGAGAGAGGUGGUAUUGAAAAAGGUCAGGAGGUAAUAGAGGAAACGUCAUCGCAGCUUAGCUAUUGGUACUUGAUCAAGCACGGAUACACGGAACUGGUGCAUCUGAUCAUUCGACCGCCACGCACAGACUACGAUUUGGAGGAUCUAGGACCUACGGAAUUCUCGUUUGCUGGACAGGUCUUUAUUCGCGAAGAUUUUGUUGUAGUCAAUGACCGCAGACAGAAGCUUGUGUGCUCGCAUUGGCGACCAGCGACACCGUCGAUGACGCAAAUGAUGCCGUGUGUAGUCUAUUUACACGGCAAUUCAUCUUGUCGAUUGGAGGCGUUGGGAGUUUUACGAACGUGCUUGGCUGCUGGACUUACGGUUGCUGCUUUUGAUACAGCAGGAUGUGGAAAAUCCGAUGGGGAGUAUAUUUCACUGGGGUAUUACGAACGCGACGAUUUGAGCGACGUAGUGACGCAUCUUCGAACCAAGAUGAAUAUUGGCGCAGUAGCUCUAUGGGGCAGAAGUAUGGGAGCAGCAACAGCGCUCUUGCAUGCCGAUAGAGACCCGUCAAUUGCGGGAAUUGUUGUGGAUAGCGCAUUUGCUAGCCUUGGGCAGCUUGUGGAGGAGGUUGUGGACCGUGGACGUCAGGAAGGAUUGACACUACCGGGUUUUCUGGUAAAAAUUGUACUCAAGUUCAUUCGCUCGUCGGUAAAAAAGCGUGCGCAUUUUGACUUGCGGCGUAUUUCCCCAAUCGAUCAUGCUGCCAUGUCUUUUGUACCGGUGCUGUUUGUGGCUGCAGAGCACGAUUCGUUUAUAGCACCGCAUCAUAGCGACCAGAUCUUUGCGGCGUACGGUGGAGAUAAGAAUUUGGUUAAGGUAGAUGGAGACCACAACAGUUCGCGGCCACAGUUCUUACUUGAUUCGGCAGCAAUUUUCUUGCAGACGGCAUUGCAGGUGGAUACGGCAGCAACUGCGCAUAUGAGUAAUUUUGCUGAUGGCAUUACUGGUGGUGGUGGACGUGUUCCAUGGGAAAGCGUCAUCGACCGGACAUCGUCCCUGUCAAUGUGCUCAUCGCCUGCUUCAUCCUAA